CAUAUAAUCCAUAACCAAAGCUUCUUGACCUGUCCACCCUAACAGCAAUGAACUGUUUAAGCAGGAGGCUAAUACUAAAACCUCCCUUGCACUCAAAUCUUACCCUUAAUUUCCCUUCUAUCAAUGUUCCCUUUUACUCAAAACCCAUUUCCAUUCACCAGAAAAGAAAAUUGUCUGCCAACACUGCCAUUACAUCCUUAAUGCAGUAUCCCCUUUCAGGUGCUGAGGAGGAUUUGGUGGGUUAUGUUUUUGGGAAGAAGAAGGCAACUGAAGUAGCCCAUUUGAUAUGGAAACGUGUUGUUCAAAAUGGUGAUACUGUUAUAGAUGCUACUUGUGGCAAUGGUUAUGAUACUUUAGCCAUGCUGAAAAUGGUGGCUGAUGAAUUGGGCAGGGGUCGUGUUUAUGGGAUGGACAUACAGGGAGAUGCUUUAAAGAGAACUUCUUCUUUGCUGGAUGAAAGUGUCACUUUGAAGGAGAAAGAACUUGUGAAGCUCUUCUCCAUCUGUCACAGUAGAAUGGAAGAAAUUGUUCCUGCAAAUAGCCCUGUAAGGCUUGUUGCAUUCAACUUGGGGUAUCUUCCAGGAGGUGACAAAACGAUAACCACGGUUUCAGAAACAACACAAUUGGCAUUGGAGGCUGCAAAGAAAAUAUUAAUUCCUGGAGGGCUGAUCAGUUUAGUUGUGUAUGUGGGGCAUCCUGGUGGAAUGGAAGAACUGGAGACUGUUGAAGCUUUUGCUUCUGGAUUAUCAGUUGAUAAUUGGAUCUGCUGCAAGUUCCAGAUGUUAAACCGACCUUUAGCUCCUGUACUGGUUCUCUUAUUCAAGAGUGACUCUACAAGGUCGUACUAAAACUCUGAAUAUGGAUGGAUUCCUCACAGAGGUAGCUGAAACACAAUGGGGUUCUGCUUUUUGGACCCAUCUUCUUGCAGAAGGAAGCCUACGCGAAGGAUGAUUACGUCAUGAGGUGAACAGCCAAUCUGAAACCCACCACACCUGUAACUCCUGAGCAUGUUUGCUUUUUGUACCCAAUCCAUUUGCCACCCAUGUCUGCCACUGGAUAUUUCGUGGACGAUCUUAGUCCCAUGAAAAAGAUGGUUACAAAGGAAA
Molecule: messenger RNA, 1106 nt
Organism: Populus nigra (black poplar)
Lineage: Eukaryota; Viridiplantae; Streptophyta; Magnoliopsida; Malpighiales; Salicaceae
Product: tRNA (mnm(5)s(2)U34)-methyltransferase, chloroplastic
Exons: 7
Coding region: 48-848 (266 amino acids)
Source: RefSeq, a predicted model, not a curated record